CAUGCUGCCAGUCAGUUAAAUAUUUGAGAAAUGUUUUGCCACUUGUAUGUCAAAUUGUGUCUCCUACUCAUGUUAUUCAACGGUUAUAAAGCAGCUCGGAAAUGGGAACUCGAGCCCCUAUCUAUGGAAGUCAGCUCUUCGGAUCCGGAACUAAUAAGACUCGAGGCAAAGAUCGUUCGAAUGGGGCGGGCGCAAUACGGAUUGUCUGCUACUGUCGAUUGGAAUUACGAUGCGACCGAGGAAACUAUGGUUGAAUUCACUAUCCUUUACAGCACUUCGGGAGAUAAGAGAGACUAUAAAUUGCUCCCUUGGGCGAUUCCCAAACAAUCCCUUUACCACUUUCUCAGCACCUUCUACAAGGAUCGUUUAAUGGAUAAAUAUGAGUCCUGCACCAAUAUGCCUCACAUUAAGGACAAGUUUGAACCGCCCUGGCUAAAGCAGAAAUAUUACGCCGACAAAUGCGUGGACGAUGGCAAAGGUGUGAUGGAUGUCGUACCUCCCGGAUUCUACAAAUUCAUAUUGAAUUGUACCGGACCGGAUCAGCCCUCUUGGGGUGCAGUUGGUCUUUAUAAAAUUACAACCAAAUUUUUUUAACUCAAUAAAUAUAAUAACCAGGAAAAAUCUAGAAUAACAAGAAUAAUUUCAUUCGGGUUUUACUGAAACCCAUUAUGUAAAAACAUAAUAUAGCGAAAAGAGGUAAGGGUUUACUUAAAACAAUAUUAUUAUUAUUCAUCUAUGAAAUUUUAAAACGUAUAUAUUUUUUAAGUUGAUUUGUAUUUUUUCGUUUGACCUAAAUAUUUUCAAUUACCUAAGGAUGAAUAUUUUAACAAGCUUUGUAGAUUUAAGAUUGGUAUAAUGUCAUGAUUGGCUGGUAUUUUAACAAUCUACAUAUACCGUGCUUUGUUAAAAUAAAAACAACCUAAUAUAUUUAUAUAAUGAACAUGUAUUUUUUGGUUUGUCCCUACACACAUUUUACAGACUGAAAUAUUCCCAAUGACCUAGGGAAUAUUUUAACACUGCACUGUAGAUUUAAGAUGGUAUAAUGUUAUAAAUGAUUUGCAUUUUACCAAUCUACAAUGUACUGUGCCUUGUCAAAAUAUUUAUCUCUAGGUUAGUGAAAAUAUUAAAUUAGUCUGAUAUAAUGUCAUGCAAAACUACUGGCUUUAUUUUAUUUUUUAUACCGGCUAUAUAAACUGAAACUCAGACAUGCUACAUGUCAGUGAAAUAUUUGAAAAAUGUCUUGUUAUUUGUUUGUUGAACUUUGUCUCCUAUUCCUGUUUUUAAUCGGUUGUAAAGCAGCGCGGAAAUGGGAAUACGAGCCCCUAUCUGUGAAAGUCUUCUAUUCGGAUCCUGACCAAAUGAAACUCGAGGCGCAUAUCGUUCGAAUGGGGCGCGCGGACUUCGGAAUGUCCGCAACCGCCGAUCUGAAUUACGAUGCAACCGACGAAACUAUGAUAGAAGUCAUUGCUUAUCGCAGCCGUUCGGGAGAUGAGAGGGACUACAAGAUGCUCCCUUGGACGGUUCCCAAACAACCCUAUUACGAUUAUCUCAACAUCUACUACAAGGAUUUGUUUAUGAAAGACUUUGCCUCCUGCAGCAAUUUUCCACAGUUUAAGGAUAAAUUUGAACCGCCGAUGCAAAAAAAAAAAUAUUACGUCGAUAAGUGCAUGAUCAAUGGCGAAGGGCUGCCGGAUUUGUUACCCCCUGGAUACUACAAACUCAAAUUUAAUUGCACCGGACCGAAUCAGCCCUAUUGGGGCUUUAUUGCUAUCGUAAGAGUAACAACCAAACUGUUUUAGAUCAACGGAAGCCCCAAAAAAUAAAAAAAACAUGUUUAUAAGAACCGUCUUAACUUCAGAGGAGAAACAAAAGUGAAAUUAGAGUUCAUAUUUUUGUUUUAAGUUAAUAGGUAUUUACGUAAAAGAGUACUAAUUUGGUUUCUAUAUAUGUAGCUUAAUCUUCUACGUGAAUGAAUGUAUGAUCUUUGCGACUACAAUCGGUUAAAGCUCUUGUGUUUAAAAUAGUAAAUAUUAUAUUUUAAUAAAA
Messenger RNA from Drosophila ficusphila, 2046 nucleotides. RefSeq lists its product as uncharacterized. The transcript has 5 exons. Bases 1236 to 1799 code for a protein of 187 amino acids. Lineage: Eukaryota; Metazoa; Arthropoda; Insecta; Diptera; Drosophilidae. The record is from RefSeq and is a predicted model, not a curated record.